ACAACCUGAGUGAAGCUCUGGAGAAGCUGAAGCUGACAUCAUCGGACAGCGCCAGCACUGAGACCUGUCUGGACUGCUUGCUCAAGGCACUCGCCAACAACAACACUGAGACCAGUAUGAAGAUCCAGGAGAUGGGCAUCCUUCCACUGCUGCCCGCCCUGCUGAACCCACAAUCUUCCUGCACCCCCAAAGUAGCCAACAUCAUAGCUGAGGUGGCCAAAAAUGAGUUCAUGCGGAGUCCCUGUGUGGACGCUGGCCUCAUCUCUCCUCUAGUUCAGCUGUUAAACUCCACUGACCAGGAACUCUUACUGCAGACGGGCCGAGCGCUGGGCAAUAUAUGUUAUGACAGCCAUGAGGGCAGGAGUGCAGUUCACCUGGCAGGAGGGGCUCAAAUAAUAGCUGAACUCAUUAGAUCUCUCUUCCAAAAUACUGAUCCGGAAAAUGAGAAGCUCUUGACAGUCUUUUGUGGCAUGCUGGUGAACUAUAGCAAUGAUAAUGAUUCAUUACAAGCCCAGCUGAUCAACAUGGGAGUGAUUCCCACUCUGGUGAAGCUGCUGGGCAUCCAUUCCCACAACACCGCCCUGACUGAGAUGUGUCUCAUUGCCUUUGGGAAUUUGGCAGAGCUCGAGUCCAGCAAGGAGCAGUUUGCCUCCACCAACAUCGCAGAGGAGCUGGUGCGUCUUUUCCAGAAGCAGACGGAGCACGAGAAGAAGGAAAUGAUUUUUGAGGUUCUGGCUCCACUUGCUGAAAACGAUACGAUCAAGCUGCAGCUGGUGGAGGCAGGCCUGGUGGAGUGUCUGCUGGAGGUGGUGGCUCAGACUGUGGACGGAGAGCGGGAGGAGGACGUGGCCCAGCUGAAGACAGCCUCUGACCUCAUGGUUCUCCUGCUGCUGGGAGACGAGUCCAUGCAGAAGCUGUUCGAAGGAGGAAAGGGCAGUGUCUUCCAGAGGGUUCUGUCCUGGAUACCAUCCCACAACCACCAGCUGCAGCUAGCUGGCGCUCUGGCCAUUGCUAACUUUGCCCGCAAUGAUGGGAACUGCAUCCAUAUGGUGGACACUGGUAUUGUUCAGAAGCUUCUGGAGCUGUUGGAUCGCCACGUUGAAGAAGGAAACGUCACUGUACAACACGCAGCGCUGAGCGCCUUGAGGAACCUGGCUAUACCUGUGGUCAACAAAUCCAAGAUGCUGUCUGCUGGGGUGGCAGACGUAGUACUGAAGUUUUUACAAUCAGAGAUGCCUCCGGUCCAGUUCAAACUCCUGGGAACGUUACGGAUGCUCAUCGAUACACAAGCUGAGGCCGCGGAGCAGCUGGGGACCAACAGGAAGCUGGUGGAGAGACUGGUGGAGUGGUGUGAAGCCAAAGAUCACGCAGGAGUGAUGGGCGAGUCCAACAGGCUCCUGUCAGCUCUGAUCCGACAUAGCAAGUCCAAGGAAGUUGUCAGAACUGUCAUCCAGGGAGGAGGAGUAAAACACCUGGUUACCAUGGCAACCAGUGAGCACAUGAUAAUGCAGAAUGAAGCGUUGGUGGCUCUGGGUCUCAUAGCGGCACUGGAUUUGGCUGCAGCUGAGAAGGACUUUGUCGGAGCCAACCUGGUGUCUGUUCUUCACAAGCUGCUGUCAGACGAGCGAAGUGCUCCAGAGAUUAAAUACAACUCCAUGAUCCUCAUCUGUGCAGUCAUGGGCUCAGAGCCCCUUCACAAAGAGGUCCAGAACCUGGCCUUCAUCGACGUGGUGUCCAAGCUGAGGGCUCACGAAAACAAGACGGUAUCACAUCAGGCCUCGCUCACAGAGCAGCGACUAACUGCUCAGAGCUAAAUGACUGUGUCCAGUACUCCCCACCCCCUCCAAACACCCACCCACUCAAAUGCCUGCUGACCAACCUGAUUACCAAGCUGACGCCUGGUGACUGCUCUCCCAUGUCCCAUCGUCAUGUGCCAAGGUACCACGUCGAGUUAACUGCCAGCCACAGUCAUCGACUCCCCCCUCUGCCCGUGUCCGCUAGGCUUAGACUGAUGUGCAAUACUUUGCUCUUAACACACAUCGUUCAGUAUCAACGUUUUCUAAUUGAUUUUGUGUUUCAGCAUGGGAAAACUCCACAAACUCAAAAUUUAAUAAACCUCUGAAACUGUUUUGAUCCCCCACCCCCCCGGGUCUCAAACCGUCUCCUUUUGAAGCCAUAGAAGUUAGUUUUAUUCAGGUGUCGAGGCAAGCUGACCUCCUCCGUACGGUGAUUUGUAACCACUGGUACUGUAGUAUGUUAACUAAAGCAGGAGGUCGGGGUAAAACCCAGCCCCCAGCUCUGCUUGUGCAUGUUUGUCCUGCCGCUUGCGGCCCCGUGGGAGCCGAGGCGCCGUAAACAGCCUGACGCAAUAGAAGAGAUGGCACUCUUUAAUGACCAUAGCUGUGACACCACCCACCAGUCAUAACGUGCACAAAAGAACAAAACUAACAUUAAAAAGGCUUUUCUUGUGAUUCUUUUUGUCCUUUAAAAAAAAAAACACCUUCCAUGAUGUACCUAGUAAUGUCCCAUGUAGCUUGAGUAUAAACUGAUUAGAAACUGUGCAUGUUUUUGUCUUGUUCAAGCUGUGACCGUGUUAAUGCUACCUUUCUGCCCCCUCCCCACCCAUAUACACCUGUACACUCCUCGUUUGCACACGUUCUUAAAGACUUGGAUUGAGAGAAUUUUGCUUUUCAGUUCUGCUGCUGUCCCAACACAGUCUAGCAGCUGUACAGAGGAAGGUAAACCCCCCAUCCCCCAAACUAUUCGACCUUUCCCUAAGACAGAACUGUGGAAGAGUCAGGUUUUGAUGGAAAUAUGUAGGGGUUUAUUUUCGAUCUAAGACGUGGUGCUAACCCAAAAAAUACAUUAAAAUUAAACAACUGGACUUGUAUAAUUAAAGACCUGUCUCUUCCCGUCCAGGGAGCUUUCUUAAUUCAAAGCUGGACAGUUUAUUGUUUUAAGCUUUAGGCUGCAUGAAAUGAUUUGUUUAUGCAGCUGAGUCACUGCAGAUGAAACGCACUCCCUUCACAACAGAGUCAUUAGUCUGGUCACAUGCAUGAAGGUGUGAAUAACUCAUCUUUUUACCUCAGGUUUACACCUCCCUGCAGGUGACUGAAGCCUUCUGUCUUGGGAGUCAGGCAAACAAAGACCCUGACACCCCUCCGGUGGGAGAGGGGGGAGAUUAAUCUGCCGUGGGUUUAGCUGCAUCAAUGGAGCAGUGCUCUAGAAAGACUCAAAUUAGUUUGGAACAACAGAUCAGUGUCCCAGGCUGCCAUGUCCACUUGUCUUAGUCCUCUGCGCUGAAGAGAGCUGGACUCUAUCCUUGAGGUAAAGAAAGAAUAGGCAUAUUUGAAAUGACCUGCUGCCAUCACCUGCUUCAGGUCCACUGAGACCCACCAUACAGUCCAUGCCCUCGGUGGAGAUCAUGACUAGAGUCCGACUGAUAUAGAAAUUUUGACUAUUGCCAAGACCGAUAUUGGAAUGGGAAGGCUAACUGAUACAAUGGCAGAAAAAGUUUGAGCUUUGUCCACCCCCAAGAAUCUAAAAAAAAACAGUGAGUGGAGCAGGUCUUGUUUAUUUAGCAACCAUGAAGCUAAGCUAAUCAGAUCCACGCUAUACGUAGACCCACACCAGGUUUACAGGAGGUGCACGGGUCAUAAAAACAGUCUUCCUAACGUGCGUUCACAUUUUCUAUCCUCCACUAUUCACCAUAAAGU
This is a messenger RNA of Nematolebias whitei (Rio pearlfish), 3716 nucleotides long. It is a transcript of the gene rap1gds1, whose product is annotated as RAP1, GTP-GDP dissociation stimulator 1. Gene Ontology annotation, biological process: positive regulation of GTPase activity. NCBI's taxonomy places the organism in Eukaryota, Metazoa, Chordata, Actinopteri, Cyprinodontiformes, Rivulidae. Gene Ontology annotation, molecular function: protein binding; guanyl-nucleotide exchange factor activity. The record is from RefSeq and is a predicted model, not a curated record. Gene Ontology annotation, cellular component: cytosol.